Pecten maximus is the source of this 2711-nucleotide messenger RNA. Its product is annotated as palmitoyltransferase ZDHHC16B-like. The transcript has 9 exons. Bases 276 to 1385 code for a protein of 369 amino acids. NCBI's taxonomy places the organism in Eukaryota, Metazoa, Mollusca, Bivalvia, Pectinida, Pectinidae. Gene Ontology annotation, cellular component: Golgi apparatus. Gene Ontology annotation, molecular function: palmitoyltransferase activity. Gene Ontology annotation, biological process: protein palmitoylation. The record is from RefSeq and is a predicted model, not a curated record.
GUGUACUUCCGGAAAUGGAUCUUACUUGCAUAUUCCAUAUACUUUAAAUGAUUAUGAAGACUAAAUAUAGAUAGGAAACAAGGAUAGCUCGGGAUGAUGACGUGCAUCAACAUUUAUCAUUCAGCAGAAUCAUUAUGAUCAGCGCCACCAUUUAUCGAGAUGAUGUAUACUUAACAGCUCAACAUCAAUUACGGGGUUAAUCUGUAGGCACUGAACUGUACUAGAACAGCAGAGCUCAAAUACUCUAUAUUUCAGGAUAUCCAACAAAUUGAGGCAUGGCCAGAAUUCAAUGGAAAAUCCGUGAACUUCCAUGGAGACUCAAAAUGAUCAUGGGCACAUUCAUUUCCUGGAUAAAGCUUCUCCAUAUGACACUGUAUUACAACCACUUUACAUCGUUUUCAGUAGCUCUGGAAACUUCUCUAGAACCUGUAUUCUGGUUUGUGGAUAAAUUUGCCAAAUAUUUAGGACCAAUUUUUAUGACAAUGGUGAUAUUCCUGACAACAUCUGUGGUGGCAAUAUUUUAUACAUGUUUGCUUCCUCAUGUGUAUGCCCAGAGUACGAGCCGCACCAUUUUCCACCUGGUGUUCGGUCACUGGCUGCUGAUCAACAUUGUCUUUAACUACAUCAUGGCUGCUUUCACAAACCCCGGAACUCCUCCAAUAGAAAUUCCUGAGACAGUUUCUAUAUGCAGGAAAUGCAUUGCUCCCAAACCUCCACGGACACAUCACUGCAGCGUUUGUGAUAAGUGUAUACUCAAGAUGGAUCAUCAUUGUCCCUGGCUGAACAAUUGUGUUGGAUUUUACACACAUCGUUUCUUCUUCCUCUUCUGUUGUUACAUGUUCUGUGGGGCGCUUUACGUCUGUUUCACUGGAUACGAUGUGUUUACUGAACACUUCUAUGGUAAAACGCCCUAUCCAUUCCCAGCUGUGCUGUACCCUUUGAACUUAGCCUAUGAUGUCAUUAACAAAACAUUAACAUCAACAACUCCAAUGGCUCACAGUAACUAUAACCUAGAGGUCACCCAUGAGCGUCAGAACUACCACUUGGCGGUCAUCUUUGAAUUUCUGGUGUGUUCUGCUGUGGCUAUAGCAAUCCUCGGACUCAUCCUGUGGCAUUUCCGGAUGAUAAGUCGUGGGGAAACCAACAUAGAGAUACAUAUCAACAAGAAAGAAAGAGAGCGGCUCAAAAAGCAAGGAAUUGCAUUUAGAAAUCCAUAUGAUUUUGGUUUUGUUGAAAAUUGGAGGAUUUUCUUUGGAAUAGAAAAAGGAACAGGCAGGUCCUUUGUGAGACAUAUACUUUUCCCCUCCAGUCAUCAACCGACAGGUGAUGGCUUGACAUGGCCCCACGAGAUUUACCGGGGUGACCGGGUCCUCCAACUUUUAUGACAUAAACUUGACUGAGGCUUCCUUCACAUUCAUUAUGUUUACCAAGAUUAACAGCAAUCAUCACUCUGUAAUUUAGUCGGUUAUCCAUUGAUUUGUUCUGCUCAAAUACAUGACCUAAAAUUUUAAAAGUUAAAGAAACAAUCUCUGCAUUAUCUCUGGUCUUUACAGCACGUUUGCAUUAAAAAUCUUAAAUGUUUUCCAGCCAGUUUAUUUAUAAUUUUGGGCCAUUUAUGAAUUAAGAGGAAAUAAUAAAAAAAAAAAAAAGAUUCAGCAUAUGGGAGAAAGUAACAGGAUUACUGUUUUUAGGUUUCUAUAAAUAAUAAUUGUAUGAAAUUUUCCUAACAAAAUAAUGUUUCUUUAGAAUAACUUGACAUUUAGUUAGAUAGCAGACUUGAAAGAUUACUUAUCCUAGGUGAUGAUUGCAUCGUUUGGUUUGAGUGGAAUAUGUGGGAUGCCCUCAGUCAGUUUAUAAUUAUUUAUUGAGAGUGUGUAUGGGUUUGUUAAGGACCAAGAUAUAAUUGAUUAUAUGUAUUUGAUAUGAAAUGUUGUGAAAUCAUUUGUGUCCAUGUGUUAGUGAAAAAUAAAUGUCUUUCUAUUGAACAUUAUUUACAUGACAUUUGAAAUACUUAAAAUUUACAUUAAAUGUGAAAUGCUUUACAGAUGAAAAUUGUACAUCACCUCACCAUUUUUCUAUAAAUGUUAUGUUAUCCUUUGACCUUAGCACUACAGAGUUGAUAGGGAGUUGGUCUGCUUAAAAAGACUUAUAGAAUCUUUCUCUACCUUGAGAGUGAGAAAUCUCCAACCUGUGGGGAGAUCAUCUUGGCUGUUUAAGGUUAGACAAUCAGGGAUGUUACCUCGAGGGUUAGAUACUCGCUCUGUCAUGCCUUAAUGUAGGGGAUGAUUUUCUCCCAUGAGACUAUUUUUGAUUUAAGAAGUGCCAUUGUAUUGUUGCCAGCACAUAUUAUCUGUCAUACAAUAAGGUGUUACAGAAAUCAUAAGUUAGGGUUUGACAGAGAAAUCACAUGUUAGGGGGUUAAAGAAAUCAUACGUUAGUGGCUGACAGAGAAAUCACACAUAUGGGUUUGACAGAGAAAUCACAUGUUAGGGGCUGACAGAGAAAUCACACGUAUGGGUUUGACAGAGAAAUCGCAUGUUAGGGGACGAAAGAGAAAUCACAUGUAAGGGGGCGACGGAGAAAUCGCAUGUUAGGGGGUAACAGAGAUUUCGCAUGUUAGGGGGCGACAGAGAAAUCACAUGUUAGGAGGUGACAGAGAAAUCACAUGUUAGGGGGUGACAGAGAAAUCACACAUUAGGCGGUGACAGAGA